Trichoderma gamsii is the source of this 1236-nucleotide messenger RNA. RefSeq names its product integral membrane protein. Gene Ontology annotation, molecular function: glycosyltransferase activity. The transcript has a single exon. Gene Ontology annotation, biological process: GPI anchor biosynthetic process. NCBI's taxonomy places the organism in Eukaryota, Fungi, Ascomycota, Sordariomycetes, Hypocreales, Hypocreaceae. The coding region runs from base 1 to 1236 and encodes 411 amino acids. The record is from RefSeq and is a predicted model, not a curated record. Gene Ontology annotation, cellular component: Golgi membrane.
AUGAUGUCCGUCGCUCGCAUCAACGCCGCGUUUUGUGUUUUCUGGCUUCUUCUGUUUGUCUUUUCCUCUUUCUUUUCAUAUGAUGACCCUUCUUCAAUCUUUUUCAAUGCCGAGCGAGCCUAUAGACAGCGCUUUUCUACAGUGAGAACUGAAGAGGCAGACGCAUAUAUCCAUAAUCCGCCUGCUAGAGUUACACCAACCCAGCCCGUCGAAAAAUUGCUAUGUAUCGGCAUCCCUAGCAUCAAUCGCACGACCGAGUCGUUCCUCGCUUCGACCGUUUCUACAUUAACCGAUACACUCACGCCAGAGGAGCGCGCAUCAGUUCGCAUUGUUGUGCUGCUUGCCGAUAAAACGCCUGCGAAGCAUUUUGCAUAUGGCCAAGACUGGCUUGAGCCGCUGGUUGAUGAGGUCCUCCUCUAUGGUGAACCACCUGAUGGAAGCUCUGUAUACCGCCGCAUCCCGUUCGACUUGAAAGAAGGAAAUAUUCGUGGCGAUGGCCGUGUGGAGAAUAUGAGGCUCGAUCAUUCGGCGCUCGUGGAGGCAUGCAGAGAGCAAGAGUAUCCGUACUUUGCGCUGGUAGAGGACGAUAUUGUUACACUGCGAGACUGGUUUCCUCGAUUCAAAAAAGGCUUGGCAUACGUCGAACAAGAGACUGAAAAGACUAACAGAGAAUGGAUAUAUCUGCGAUUGUUUUACUCGGAGAUUUUGAUGGGAUGGAACAACGAAGAGUGGCUCUCCUACUCCAAGGUCAUCUUCUUGGUAUACGCCGCCGUGUUAGUCGCAUUUUUGACCGGGAGGAAAUACUAUAUGCGCAAGGGUGCUUCAGCGAGUGUAUCGCCACAUACGCAACGUUAUCUCGGAGCCCUCAUUUUUGGUCUCUGGCUGCCAGCUCUUAUCGCUCUUUACUUUCUCUCCGGCCGUCUGUCUGCUAACAGACUGAAUCCGUUUGGCCUAAGCGAGUUCCAUGGAGCUCGGGAGAUGCCACAUUACGGAUGCUGCGCUCAAGGACUUGUUCUUCCGCAGAGACACUUGGAAGGCUUUCAAGCAUUACUGAGAGACCCGCCAUACGACUUCCCGGGAGAUAUGAUAUUGGAAGGCUACGCAGAAGAUCGUGGAUUGGUAAAGUGGGCGUUGGAGCCGAGCGUGUUUCAACAUGUUGGAUUUAAAGAGUCAUCCGAAGGAAAGCGCCGAACUGAAGUUUGGAACUUUGGAUUUGAACGGCAAUACAAGGUCUAG